Messenger RNA from Saccostrea cuccullata (small rock oyster), 2082 nucleotides. RefSeq names its product WD repeat-containing protein WRAP73-like. The record is from RefSeq and is a predicted model, not a curated record. Gene Ontology annotation, cellular component: MWP complex; mitotic spindle; microtubule organizing center. The transcript has 14 exons. The coding region runs from base 326 to 1669 and encodes 447 amino acids. Gene Ontology annotation, molecular function: protein binding. NCBI's taxonomy places the organism in Eukaryota, Metazoa, Mollusca, Bivalvia, Ostreida, Ostreidae. Gene Ontology annotation, biological process: microtubule anchoring at mitotic spindle pole body.
CGCAGCACAGUCGGGAGUCCGAAGAUUACACUUGAAAAGUUGUUGCUUAUGAAAACACACACCUGUGAUUUUAACGCUACCUGUGAUGCAAUUAACAAGCUAAUUACUAAACAGUACGGUACAUUUUUAUGGUGAUUGAUCAAAGUGAUUGUGAGUUCUGCCGCUAAUAACUAAAUGCAAAAUGAUGCACGGUUUGGGAAGCUAACGAGAAGAUGGCGACUUUCGCAUGUUGACACAUGCUGAUAUGACUGUGAACAUUGUAUUUUCUUUUUGUGUAUUCGAGCUGAGCAUUCGUUAAACUGUCUGAAAUAUUUAAGAAAUUGACAUGAAUUUUUCCGAGUUGUUCCGUCAAAGUAGUCAAAUUUGCAAGUUUUCCCCCGACGGAAAGUAUUUGGCAUCUGUGGUUGAAUUUCGCCUUGUGAUCAGAGAUGUGGAUACACUACAGAUACAGAAUCUGUUCACAUGCUUAGACACCAUUCAACAUAUAGAGUGGUCAUCAGAUUCCCAGUUUGUUUUGUGUGGACUAUUCAAAAGGGGUGUAGUACAGGUCUGGUCCAUAGAACAGCCAGAAUGGACAUGCAAGAUAGAUGAAGGUUCAGCUGGACUUUGUUCGGCCAGAUGGAGCCCGGAUGGAAGACAUAUCCUAACAACAGCUGAUUUCUACUUGAGGAUAACUGUUUGGUCCUUAGUAACAAAGUCUGUCUCCUAUAUCCGCUACCCAAAACAGUGCCAGAAACCAUUAGACUACAGCAAUGGAGGGAGGUACAUGGCCCUGGCAGAGAGAAGAGAUUGCAAAGACUUCAUCAGCAUCUUUGCUUGUGACUCCUGGGAGCUUGUAAAACAUUUUGAGACAGAGACAGACGAUCUGGCGGGUAUUGAAUGGUCCCCUGAUGGGCGGGUCCUGGCGGUGUGGGAAUCCCCAAUCACGUACAAGGUUCUCCUGUACACAAUCGAUGGAAGAUGUGCGGUUAAGUUCAGUGCUUAUGAGAAUGCCCUGGGCAUCAAGUCCCUGGCCUGGUCCCCUACGAGCCAGUUCCUGGCAAUCGGCAGCUUCGACGAAAAGGUGAGGAUUUUGAAUCACAUCACCUGGAAAUCAGUAGCUACACACAGCCAUCCUGCUACAGUCAAGGAGGAAGAUGUGGUGGUGUAUAGGGAGACUGAGACUAGAGCCCCUUUACCUCCAGGAAAUGAUGUGGAUGCACCCACAGCAGCCCUCUUUACCCCUCAGAGUAAAUAUGAGGUAGAACACCCUCCAGUCAACAUUCCUAUUGUUAAACCUGACACAAACCGUGCCAAUCCCAAACUAGGGGUAGGCUUGUUAGCCUUCAGCUGUGACUGCAGAUACCUCUACACAAGAAAUGACAAUAUGCCAAAUUCAUUAUGGAUAUGGGAUGUCCAGAAACUCAAGCUGUGUGCUUUGUUGACUCAAGGAGCUGCAAUAAAAUGUGUGGAAUGGGACCCCCUCCAGUCCCGGCUGGCCCUGUGUACCGGUACCAGUAAGAUGUACAUGUGGUCCCCCGCGGGCAGUCUGGCUGUGGAGGUACCAGUAGAAGGAGUAUUCAAUGUUCAUUCCUUGAAGUGGCAUCCUGAUGGUAACACGAUCCUGUUGUUAGGGAAGGAUCAGAUGUGUGUGUGUUACCUGUCUGACCCCGGGACAGAGAAGAGCUAGUCAAGACUGAUCGGUCGUCUCAUUUAAUAAGGAUCCUCAUUGUAACAUUGCGAAAAUGAGCUGGUGUGUGUGUGAGAGACAGUAAUAAAACGUUGGGGAUAAUUUUGUCCAAUAUAAGGCAUAUCAUAGAUGUGAAGUUUAUAUUUACAUAUGGCAUAGUAAGUGAAAUGAGAUAUUUUCUUGUAGCAAAGUAGGAAUGAAUUAGCAAAUUGUGUUUUUUCUGCAUCUUUAUUUACUGUAUAUACUCGCCUAUAAGUCAGAUUUUUAGGAGUUAAACUUUGGUCCAAAACUCUAUGUCCGACUUAUAGGCGAGAUAUAAAUAUAUUGGUAUUUUAGAAGGUCAAUAUUUCUAACAUAAGCUUAAAAAAUACAACCGACUUAUAGGCGGACCGACUUAUAGGCGAGUAUAUACG